Molecule: messenger RNA, 2969 nt
Organism: Amyelois transitella
Lineage: Eukaryota; Metazoa; Arthropoda; Insecta; Lepidoptera; Pyralidae
Gene: Mtpbeta
Product: trifunctional enzyme subunit beta, mitochondrial
Exons: 11
Coding region: 179-1594 (471 amino acids)
Biological process (GO): fatty acid beta-oxidation
Molecular function (GO): acyltransferase activity, transferring groups other than amino-acyl groups
Source: RefSeq, a predicted model, not a curated record
ACUGGCAGCACUGCUAUCCAACUGUCACAUAUAAAGAGGUCAUAGUCCAGCUUCAAUUAGUUUUCAUCGCAGUUUUCAUAAAGUUUUAACUCGUAGAUUCUAUUUUAAAAAAUAGGAUCUACUGUUGCAGUUAAGUUUUUAGUGGCCAGUUACAUCCUAUUAGCACGAAAAAGCAAAGAUGGCUUCUCAAGUAGCUAAAACCUUCCUUAAAGUACAUUCCACAACCGCUAAGUUUGACACAGCAAGGCGCGCCCUCAGUGUCGGAGCGGCCCUCCAGCAGAAGAAGACUCUGCCAGACCGUACCGGGAAGAACAUAGUGCUGGUCGAUGGAGUCCGCACUCCGUUCCUGGUGUCCUUCACCGACUACCAGAAGAUGAUGCCUCAUGAACUCGCCAGACACGCUUUGUUGGGUCUCCUUCAAAAAACUGGCAUCGACAAAGAGAUUAUCGACUACAUCAUAUACGGCACGGUGAUCCAAGAGGUGAAGACUUCCAACAUCGGGCGCGAGGCGGCGCUGGCGGCCGGGUUCAGCGACCGCACUCCCGCGCACACUGUCACCAUGGCUUGCAUAUCGUCCAACCAAGCUAUUACUACUGGUAUCGGCAUGAUCGCAGCCGGCGCGUACGACGUCAUAGUGGCCGGCGGAGUGGAGUUCAUGUCGGAUGUGCCCAUCAGGCACUCGCGCAAGAUGAGAUCUCUGCUGCUGAAGCUGAACAGAGCAAAGACGCCCGCGCAGAGGCUCUCCCUCAUCGCGACUAUCAGGCCGGACUUCUUUGCUCCUGAGCUGCCGGCGGUAGCGGAAUUCUCGAGCGGGGAGACCAUGGGUCACAGCGCGGACCGACUAGCGGCUGCAUUCGGCGCCUCCCGCCAGGAGCAGGACGAGUACGCGCUGAGGUCCCACACGCUGGCCGCGAAGGCGCAGCAGGCGGGCUACUUCACCGACCUCAUUCCUGUCAAGGUGGACGGCAAAGACGGGCUGGUGGACAAGGACAACGGCAUCCGCGUGUCGACGCCCGAGCAGCUCGCCAAGCUCAAGCCGGCGUUCGUCAAACCGCACGGCACUGUCACCGCCGCUAACGCUUCGUUCUUGACUGACGGCGCGUCCGCCUGCCUAGUGAUGUCUGAAGCCAAAGCCAAGGAAUUGGGCCUCAAACCGAAGGCCUACCUCAGGGACUUCACUUACGUCGCUCAGGACCCCAUCGACCAGCUCCUCCUGGGCCCCGCGUACGGCAUCCCCAAGAUCCUGGAAAAAGCGGGGCUCCAGGUCGGGGACAUCGACACCUGGGAGAUACACGAGGCUUUCGCGGGUCAAAUCCUGAGCAACCUGAAGGCUUUGGACUCCGACUGGUUCGCGCAGACUUACCUCGGCCGCAAAUCUAAGGUUGGCGCUCCCGACUUGAAGAAGUGGAACGCGUGGGGCGGAUCGCUCUCUAUUGGGCACCCCUUCGCUGCCACCGGGGUGCGGCUGGCGAUGCACACGGCGCACCGGCUCGUGCGCGAGGACGGGCGCGUGGGGCUCAUCUCGGCGUGCGCGGCGGGCGGCCAGGGCGUCGCCAUGCUGCUCGAGAGGCACCCCGACGCCACCGUCGAUUAGAUAUAUCGGGUAUCUAAAUAUAUAUAUAUAUAUGUAUAUGUAAAUACUGCCCUGGUAUAACUAAAAUGCCGUUAUCUGCCAAAUUCUUGUUUUAAGUAAAACGUUAAAAAUUCGGUAAUUAAACUGAUGCCAUUCAUCAAUGAGAACACAUAUUUAUGACUUAAAGGUACCAAAAAGUCGUAUAUACAGAUCGAAAGAGAUUUUUUUUUUCUUAUUCUACUGGUAAAAAAGGUGAAAAUCCUGAUGUCAGAUGUAUUUUAGUUAUACCACGGCAGAAUAAUAACCCUUUCAGCGUUCGAACAGAUGUAGACGAUUUUAAAAAUUUUGCGUUCCAUUGUUUACGCGCACGUGACGUACCUAUUUUUAGUGUCUCGGUGUUCACGGAUCGUUUGUUGUUUCGAAAUGUCCGAGAUAAAGGUGCGUUGUGUGCGCGUUUAUACUUGUAUUUACAAACAAAUGUAGCCCUUUUUACCUCGUGAUCUGGUAUUUGUGUAAAACGAAAUUUAAGGAGAAUAUAGCAUUAACCAUGCCUGUAUCUCAGUAAAUCAAUUAAGAGAAAAACAAAAAUUGUGUAACAAAUAAAUUUCGAGUCGUUAAAAUUAAAAUUGGCAUUUUUAAGACAUCUUUUGCGAUAAAUCUUGUGGCGUGGAAAGGGUUAGAAUUACUUUAUCCGACUGCGAGUAGUGGAAAAUUAUCAUUUGUAUCUAUGUCCUAAUUUAUAAAACAAUAUAAUCGUUGUUAAGUUUCUUCAAUUUGUUCAACAGGUUUUACAAAAAGGGAAAUUUUUAUCUUCUGCCCAGUAAUAUUACCCGGACAUUGACUAAAUCAUUGUCUUUCAAGUUUUAAGAAAAUAAUAUUCCAGGGACUAUCCACGAGUUCCCUGACUGAGCGAUUUAUUAUUAUAACUUAUUAAUCAAAUUAAAAAUAUUGCAAUUUUUCAAAUAAGUACCACAAAAAUUAAUGGUUACUUUUUGUCGCUCUACGAGGCCACCUGUAGUAUCUAAAUAUUGUUGUCACAUGACAAAUACGCCAGUGUAAAAAACACUGCAUAUUUUCAUAGAUUUUUUUUUCAUAAAUCAUUAAAAAUAUUUAUUGCAUAUACAUAGAAAAUAAAUAAAAAAAACUGCCCAAUGAUAGUGUAAAAAGUAUAAAUGGGAAAACUAAAUAAUCAUUUUUAGAAUCUAUAAGUUUCAAUUUAGAUGUUUACCAACCUUUGGGUUUUGAGAAAGUGUACAGCUAUAUAAAUUAGCUAUUUUAUAACCGUUGAUAUGUAUUUAAGUGUAAUCAUUUUAGCGUCAUCUAUUUAUUUGUAGUGUGCCUAAAACGUAAGAGAUUUUGUAAAAUGAUUGUUAUGAAUAAAAGCUAGUAUAUUUUA